This is a messenger RNA of Cyprinus carpio (common carp), 2967 nucleotides long. RefSeq names its product calcium-activated chloride channel regulator 1-like. The transcript has 14 exons. The record is from RefSeq and is a predicted model, not a curated record. The coding region runs from base 10 to 2535 and encodes 841 amino acids. NCBI's taxonomy places the organism in Eukaryota, Metazoa, Chordata, Actinopteri, Cypriniformes, Cyprinidae.
UCCACAGCGAUGGACUCAAGAUUAGUGUUUGUCUUAUUAUGGAUGUUGCUGUCAUUCACCUCAACUGGAAUCAAACUAGAUGGAAAUGGUUAUGUUGAUGUUAUAAUCGCAAUCAGUUCAAGAGUACCACAGGAUGACAUGCUCAUUGAUAAAAUCAAGGAAAUGGUCACUGAAGGGUCAUAUUAUCUUUAUGAUGCAUUGGAUGAAAAGGUCUAUUUCAAAGAAGCUACAAUACUAGUCCCACCUCAGUGGAAUAGUAAGGAUUUUUUCAAAGCAAGAACAGAGUCCUUUGAAAAGGCUCACAUAAAAAUUGAUAAUGCUAAUUCAGCAAACAACACUGAACCCUACACUAAACAGUAUGGAGAAUGUGGUGCUGAGGGAGAGUACAUUCAUUUCACCCCGGAAUACCUACUGAAUGACACUUUUAUUCAGCUUUAUGGAUCAAGAGGAAGGGUCUUUGUGCAUGAAUGGGCUCAUCUGAGAUGGGGUGUUUAUGAUGAAUACAGUAAAGAAAAGCCAUUCUACUUCUCUAAUGGCCGUAUUGAAGCUACAAGGUGUAGGCACAAUAAUAAAGCCCCAAACCUGCAAAAUGAAAAAUGUGGCAACAAAGCGACAUGGACCGUAAUAUUUGAGGAUUCUGUUGAUAAAGAUGCACUUCAAACUCUAAAACCACUGGAGUCCCCUCCGCCACCACCAUCUUUCAAAGUUGUGCAGAGGGCACAACGGGUCGUUUGUCUCGUCCUUGAUGUCUCAGGAAGCAUGGAAGGCGCUAGAAUUCUACAACAGCAACAGGCUGCCACACAUUUCCUGCGGUACAUCAUUGAGGAUCAAGCCAGUGUUGGAAUUGUAACCUUUAGUACUUCUGCUUCUACUCUGCGAUCCUUGACUAUUAUUGACAGUGACAUCACACGAGAGACUCUUGUCCAAUUGUUACCAAAAAGAGCAAGUGGAUCAACAAACAUGUGCUUGGGCCUUAGUCAAGGCUUUCAGGUACUUCAAAAGGACAAUGGGGAUGUAUUAGGAGAUGAAAUAAUUUUUCUGACAGAUGGUCAGGCAACAGACAACAUUGCUGGUUGUGCUCCAUCUGCAAUACAAAGUGGUGCCAUUAUAAGCACACUAGCUUUUAGUGACAGUGCAGCUCAGGCACUGACAGAAAUGGCGGACAAAACUGGGGGAAUAUUUUUCAUAGCCAAAGAUGACAUGAUCUCCAACCAGUUAAUGGAUGCAUUUGCUUCGCUUACAUUAUCAACUGGUGAUUACACAAACGAACCAGUUCAGCUAGAGAGUGUUGGAGCAAGAACAUCUGAUUGGUUCAAUGGGACAGUAUCAGUGGAUCAGACUGUUGGGAACAAAACAAGCUUUGUAAUAAUCUAUGAAAUACGUUUUCCUAGCAUUUACAUACAAUCACCAAGUGGCUCAAUCUACACUCAGACAAAUAUGAGUCAUGAUGGACUGCUGAAAACAGUCACUUUAAACAUUCCAGGAACUGCAGAGCCUGGGGACUGGAAGUACAGUAUCCAAACCACCUCAAAUCAGGCUUUCACUAUAACAGUAACGAGUCAAGCGGCACAUGAUGAUGUUCCUCCUAUCAUUGUCAAAACCCACAUGAACCAGCAGUUCAGUGAUGGCACUAAACCCAUGACAGUGUUUGCUGAGGUUAGUCAGAAUUACAGGCCUGUAAUAAAUGCUGAAGUGUGGGCUACACUGGAGUCGGAAACUGGGUCCGAACAUACAUUACAACUGCUGGACAACGGAGCAGGAGCUGAUGCUUUUCAGGGUGAUGGAAUCUAUUCCAGAUAUUUCACAAAGAUUGUUAACGGGAGAAACAGCUUGAAAGUAAGAGUGAAGAAUCAAGGUGGACAAACCAGAUUUGCUGUCCAAAAAAAUAGUGGAGCCCCAUACGUACCCGGAUAUGUGGUAAAUGGUGUAGUGCAGCUGAACCCUCCAAAACCUCCAGUUUCUGAGGAACCACUUGAGGUGGGAAACUUCACCAGAACAGCCACCGGAGAGAGUUUUGUGGUGAAACUUUCAGGCACAACUCCACCAAACUUCCCUCCUAACAGAAUCACAGAUCUGAGUGCUGAGAUCCAGGAGGACACUGUGCUUCUCAGCUGGACAGCACCUGGUGAGGACCUCGACCAAGGCACAGCUAAAUCCUAUGAGAUCAGGUGGAGCUUUGACCUUGAUAUGCUUCGAAACAGCUUCAGCAAUGGUCAUGUAGUCAACACAGCUGCCGUCUCACCUCACGAGGCUGGAUCAGUUGAACAACAUUCAUUCAAUCUCAGUUUCCCAAUCCAAAAUGGGACCACACUCUUCUUUGCUGUUCAGUCAGAGGAUGAACAAAAUGCAAAAUCUGAAACCUCCAACAUUGCUCAAGCUUCAAAGAUCCUCCAUGGUCCAAAACCCCCAGGAGUAUCAAACCCAGGCAUGAAUUUAACAGUUCUUGUCAUUUCUCUGUGUGUGGUAAUUAUGGUUAUAUGCUUUAUUGUUGCUGUAACCGCAUGGGCAGUGAGACGCAGGAAUCGCUUUGUCUAAAGCAAAAAAUUACAUCAACAAUGCAAACAAAUGUCAAAUCAAGCCUUAUGCCUAUGCAAUAGCUUUAAAACAUUUCUUAAAACAAUUAUUUAGUUCAGUUUUUUUGGUUUCUGACAAUCUUUUUCAAGUACAUGUCUAAUGCUGCCGCCUUAUAGCAUUUUUAUUUAUGAUUCUCAAUCAACUGAUUUAGCUUCCUCUGAAAUGUGAGCACUUUCAAAUACAAAUCAAUAAAACAUAUCUGUACCACAAAAGGCUUGUAUUAAAUUUGCAUUGUGGUGAUUAGAAACGCUGUUUGGUUAAUUUGUUCUUUGGAUUUUCAUAUUUAUGCCCAGGUAAAUCUGUACGAUGCAGAUAAAUCUGUAAUCAUUUGUAAUAUGUGAAUGUUUAAAAAUAUACAUUGAAAUAAUAAUAAAUAAAACUGUUAUAUAACAA